CCCACUUCCUAGUCUCUCUGUUACUAACUGUCAGUGAUACAGAUACAGCAUUCAGCCCAGGAGUCACUGAAAGGAUGUCAGCGGGAAAGGGCCAAGUGUACGUUGUGACGGGAGGAUGCGGAUUCCUGGGAUCCCACUUAGUGCGCAUGUUGGUGGAACAUGGCGAAAACCUGUCCGAAAUACGAGUGUUUGAUCUCCAUUUGGAUGAAAGACUACAGACACUCAGUAACAGCAAGGUGAAGGUGCAGCUUGUGCAAGGAGACAUUUCAUGUUUGGAUGAUGUGCGUGGCGCACUGCAAGGGAGCCAUGUUGUUAUACACACUGCCAGCCUAGUGGACGUUUGGGGACGUGUGCCAGCUGCCAAGGUCACAGAGGUCAAUGUGAAUGGGACGGAAAAUGUGCUCCAGGUGUGCGGCGAGGAAGGGAUCCAGUACCUGAUCUAUACCAGCAGCAUGGAGGUUGUAGGUCCGAACCAACAUGGAGAUCACUUCUACAGGGGAAAUGAAGACACAAAAUACAGAGUUUUUCACACACAGCCGUAUCCUCUGAGCAAGGCAAAGGCAGAGAAACUCGUCCUCCAAGCCAAUGGAAGGAAGAUUAAGGAUGGAAAGACCCUUUACACCUGCGCAUUGCGUCCGACUGGUAUAUAUGGAGAAGGACAUGGACUCAUGAAGGAUUUUUAUAAACAAGGGGUGAAGACUGGAGGCCGGGUGUUUAGAGCAAUCUCACCCUCCAUUGAGCACGGACGGGUAUAUGUCGGGAAUGUGGCUUGGAUGCAUGUCUUGGCUGCCCAAUAUCUGCAGGAGCGGCCAGAUACCUUGGGUGGGCAACAGUAUUUCUGCUACGACCACUCUCCUUAUAAGAGCUAUGAGGAUUUCAACAUGGAGUUCCUCUCAAGCUGUGGAUUCCGCAUGGUGGGAAGCCGCCCGUUGGUGCCCUACUUCCUGCUAUACCUUCUGGCUCUGUUUAAUGCCUUGCUGCAAUGGCUGCUACAUCCAUUUUGUGUCUACGCUCCAAUCCUUAACCCCUACACCCUGUCCGUGGCCAGCACGACAUUCACCGUACAGACUGACAAAGCAGAGAAGCACUUUGGGUACCGACCACUCUACAGCUGGGAAGAGUGCAAGAGCAGGACAAUUACUUGGGUUCAGUCUCUGGAGAAAGAGGGCAAAAAACAUUAGCAAGAGGCAUUAAAUGGAGACGGCUUGAGCCGAGCAAUGGCCACAGACGCUCAAACCAGUUAGAUACCCGUAAGAUACCAUGAAUGCAAUGAAUGUUCAGCUAGCUAGCUAGCAGAGAGGAAUAUGGGAAAUGUAGUCUGAUAGCUGGAUGGCCAACAAAAAGGAGAGAAAUAAACCUCUAGGACCGGGUAUCAAAGAUGUUAAAGGAUUUUAGAUCCCAUAACAGCUUGGUGGGAAGCACAGAUCUUUCCACUCCCCUUCUAGAUAUGUGAGAACCAUUAUCAUCGGUCAAGUGCAACUCCCAUCAUUCCCAGUUACUUUCAAUUCCGUCAUCAUGGUGGUCUACGAAUCAGACUUACUACUCAUGCAGAGUAAACAUGUCUCUGUCACCACCAUAACUUUAGGGGUCUGGGAAAAUCUGAAAUUUAUAAUAGGGUGCUUAA
Molecule: messenger RNA, 1624 nt
Organism: Pelobates fuscus (common spadefoot toad)
Lineage: Eukaryota; Metazoa; Chordata; Amphibia; Anura; Pelobatidae
Gene: HSD3B7
Product: hydroxy-delta-5-steroid dehydrogenase, 3 beta- and steroid delta-isomerase 7
Exons: 7
Coding region: 75-1181 (368 amino acids)
Biological process (GO): steroid biosynthetic process
Molecular function (GO): 3-beta-hydroxy-Delta5-steroid dehydrogenase (NAD+) activity
Source: RefSeq, a predicted model, not a curated record